This is a messenger RNA of Pogonomyrmex barbatus (red harvester ant), 1390 nucleotides long. RefSeq names its product Tumor necrosis factor receptor superfamily member wengen (gene wgn). Gene Ontology annotation, molecular function: protein binding. NCBI's taxonomy places the organism in Eukaryota, Metazoa, Arthropoda, Insecta, Hymenoptera, Formicidae. The record is from RefSeq and is a predicted model, not a curated record.
CCCCUCUUUCUUCCCUUUAUCCCUCCCUUUACUCCUCGUCGGAAAAUAUCGGACGUUGUCAUCGCUGUUCAGUGUCAAGAUCAUCCCCGGGUGCUCCGUGCGACGUAGUGGCGAUUCGUGCGAGAUUGUCACUCGGGGUUGCAGCGACGUCACCUUCCGUUCGCCGUCCUCCUUCUCCUCUUCCUCCUUCUCGUUGGCUACGUCGCCUCGGAUUACAUCAUGACAGAUACGACACCACCGAAGGCAGCGUAAUGCCGAGGGAAUCUUGUCCCGGGUUGCUGUUGACCCUGGUGUCGGUAUUCGUCGGCCUGUGCGAGUCCUCCGCCGCCGGCGGGGCCGCGACAUCCGGCGCUCAGCAGCCACAGCCGCAGCCGCAACAGCAGCCGCAGCCGCAGCAGCAACAUCCGGUUUGCAAGCCCGGCUUGGAAUUCUGGUCCGCCGAACGCGCCUCGUGCUGGCCGUGCACCCGAUGCGCCCCCGACUUCACCCUGAGCCCCUGUGCGAUUCACAAGGAUGCGACCUGCGGCCCGCUGUCAGCGCUUGAGCUCGACUGGUCCUUUCUGUCGUCCGCCAGAAAGAAGCCCUCGCAAGCUGACGGUAACGAUGGGACCGUCACUCCGAACAUGUUUUUACGGCUACCCGAGGAAAGGACGAAGGAACGGCCUUUCAUGGAAGCCGGCAAUCUCGUCGACUUCGGUCGCGAGAGCGACGGAAGCUUGGACGACGAGGAGCCGGUCUCCGCCUCGCAGGAAUCAAAAACGACACACGAUCCUCGGGAGAGGAGAAAAUCGGACGAGGACAACCUACCGUGGGACUGGCAGACCGCUGCUCUGGUCCUCGCGGUAUGCGCCUGCAUAGUAUUCUUCCUGGUAGCAGGAUGCUCGGCUCUCGUCUACGCGAGGCAAUGGCGGCGAAUGAAGAGGAAUUUCGAGCCAGCGGGUCUCGAAGAGAUUUCGGCCAGAUUGAAUCUUAUGGUGAAGGCGGAGCUGGCCGAAUUGGUCGCAGGGGCACCGAUGAAUCCAGGUGAUCCCGAGACCAGAUGUCAGUAUCUCGAGAAGCUUUUAGACCGGAAACGGGAGACUCCGGUGGUGGCGACGGCGGCGGCAGCGGCGGCGGCGACGGCGGCGGCUGGCUGGCCGGAGGCGGCGGCCGGCAACUUGUACAUCGAGGAGGGGGGCACGACGACGCCGAGGAGUAAGCGAUCGCAGAUCGCGCGGAUUCAGCAUAACAUCGAGACCAUCCUCAAUCACAAGAGUCAGGGCGCCGAUUGAUGGUCCCCUCCGGCAGACCCCUUUUAGACUUGCUUGGGGCGCGAAUUCAGAAUCGCUUUGCGCGAGAGAACUCGGGCGAACUGGAGCCGACAGCGCUUCUCCCGUGAGGCUCCUCUCGA